AUGGAUUCAAAGGGACAGCAACCUCUAAACCUAACUUGCCGGAAAGUCGUGACCCUCGCUCUCUUCCAGCUUGGCCUCAGUGCCAUCUUCUUCACCUGCGUCCGGAUGUCUGGGAAACCAGACCCAGGGACCCCUGUGCCUGGCACACUCCACCCACCAAAACAGCCAGUAAACAGCCUUCCAAUAGAGAGGCGGUCCUCCAACCUCACCAUCUUGCUGUGGACCUGGCCUUUUGGCAUCCCUUUUGCUAUUGAAAGGUGUUCCCAGGUGCUGGGUAUCCCCGACUGCUACAUCACCGCCAACCGCAGCUGGUACCGAAAGGCCGAUGCAGUUAUUGUCCACCAUCGGGAUGUUUCUAGUAGCCCCAAGCGGCUUCCUCAAGAGCCAAGGCCAGCCUCCCAGCGCUGGGUCUGGUUCAAUCUAGAGUCACCCAGUGCCAGCCCCAACCUUGGCUUCAUGGACAACCACUUCAAUCUCACCAUGAGCUAUCGGAGAGACUCGGAUAUCUUCAGCCCUUACGGGACAAUGGAGGUCCUCCCUCGGCCCCAAAACGUCACUGUCCCGCCCAAAUCUAAGCUAGUAGCCUGGGUGGUGAGCAACUGGGAUUUGCACUCCCAUCGGGUUAAAUAUUACGAGGAACUGAAGAAGUACCUCCAGGUGGAUGUCUACGGACGCCAUCACUCCCCUCUCCCGGAUAGCAAGCGUUUUUCUACGCUAUCUCAGUACAAGUUCUACCUGGCCUUUGAGAAUGCCAUUCAUGAGGACUACAUCACGGAGAAGGUCUGGCGAAACGCCUUCCGUUCUUGGGCUGUGCCUGUCGUCCUCGGCCCCCCAAGAGAGAACUACGAAAACUACAUGCCUCCAGAUUCGUUCAUUCACAUCCAUGACUUCCCAUCAGCCAAAGAGUUGGCCAAGUUCUUGCAUGAGUUGGACAGAAACACAACAAGAUACCAGAGUUACUUCCAUUGGCGCUCAUGGCUGAAACCCGUUGGACAAUUCACAUACGCCCAGCAUUUCUGCAAAGCAUGCCGGGAUUUGCAGAAGAAGCCACUUCAAUACCAGACUGUUCCAGCACUGAGCAAGUGGUUCAAAUGA
Molecule: messenger RNA, 1095 nt
Organism: Sceloporus undulatus (fence lizard)
Lineage: Eukaryota; Metazoa; Chordata; Lepidosauria; Squamata; Phrynosomatidae
Product: 3-galactosyl-N-acetylglucosaminide 4-alpha-L-fucosyltransferase FUT3-like
Cellular component (GO): membrane
Molecular function (GO): alpha-(1->3)-fucosyltransferase activity
Source: RefSeq, a predicted model, not a curated record